AUGUCGGAUGACGAGAAAUUUGACUUACUAUGUAAAGUUGGAAAUCUUCAGCAGGUUAAAACCAAUGAUCCUCAAUCUAGUAUUUUCCAACAAUUGAAUAUUGAAUCUUCAUAUUGGAAAAGUCAAAUGGAUAGCGAUGUUUAUAAAUAUUUGGUAAAUGGAAGAAAGUAUAAAUCUUCAUGGACAGAAUGCUUAAGGCUCAUUCGAAAUAUUGGCCAACAUUGGAACGAUCGACCACGACCUCUACCACAACCAGAACCAUAUUAUAAGAUUGGCGAUUACAAUGCGUAUUUUCUUAAAACGUUCCCCAGUCUCCCAGUUCGGGUACAUGCUGCUGUCAGGUCAAAUAAAGAAUUGAAAAACAAUCCAGAACUUAAAGCUAUUUUUCCUAGAGAAGAGAAGAAGAAACGAUGUUUUCAAGAUUUAGCUGAUCUUAGAUACACUAAACUAACAACAGAAGAAAUCGAGAAAAUUGGUCAGACUGUUGGAACUGAUUGGAAUAUACUGGGUGGUUUUCUAGAAAUACCUUUUGACAUACGUGCUGAUAUUACUGUUUACGACACAAUUUAUCCAAAUCCCUCCGCAAAAGCUAAAGCGAUUUUAGUCAUUUUUAAUGAAGGAAAGAAAUUUGAUCGAUAUGUAUUGAAGAAAUGCCUCGAAGAAAUAAACCUUGAUUUGGAUGAAAUUUUGUCUCCCAACAAUCAGUUUGAUGGUGAAAGUCAAGCUUUUCAAGGAAUAGAGUCAUUUUCAUCUUUGAAUAAAGUUGAUCUUCGUUUCACUAAACUAACAACAGAGGAAAUGGAAAAAAUUAGUCAGAAAGCUGCAACUGAUUGGAAUAAACUGGGUGGUCUUCUUGAAAUACCUAUUGAACGACGUGAUGAAAUUUUUGUUAACCACAAAUGUUUUCCAAAUCCCUCCGCAAAGGCUAAAAAGAUUUUGGAGAUCUUUAAUGAACGAACAGAUUUCGAUCGACAUUUAUUGAAGAAAUACCUUGGAGAAAUAUACCUUGAUUUGGAUGAAAUUUUGGCUCCAACAAAAGAGACAAGCAGCAAUGAAGAUGUUUUAACUACUCGUGAAAUAUGUCAACUGAGUUGUCAUAUAGCAAGUUUCUGGGAUGAAAUGGCUGCCAUGAUGAAUAUGGAAAGUUACGAAAUUGAUAAUGUGCAAACAGAUACGAAUUAUGAAAAUCAACAAAUAAAGGCAGAGAAGAUUUUGUCAAUCUUGUCCAAAAAGUGGAAAACUCAAUUUCGGAGCAAACUAGUGGAGACCUUAGAAAGCAUGAACAAAUUUUAUUUGGCUGAUUCGAUUUUGAAUUACGAGUGGAAACAGCUGCCAUGAGGGUGAAGAUUUUUCUUUUAAGUGUACAAAUUCAAUUGUUUCACUGAGAACAUUGUGAGACUAAGUUCAUAUCAAAUUACCAACGUGUAUUGGGCAAUGUGUAUGUAUGGACAUUUCUAUAUAAUCAUAUCUACAAAAUUAAAACAUUUUAGUUAUAGUAUCAACAUAUUGAUUAGUUUUAAGAUUUGUCGCUAAAUUUCUUCAGGUCAUGUCUGUGCUGUACUCAGGCCACGUUUACACUAUAUCAGAUUACUAUCGUAGCAGGUUAGAUUAUCUUUGUAUUAAAAGGCAGAAGGCAGUGAAAUUGUCCAACGUCAGAAAUACAAUCAAAUAGACUAAAUCUAUCAACUUCAUAUACUGUUAUUCUAAUUUUAGUGAAAGUUUGCAUUGUAGGAGUAAAAUAUUGGGCUAGGUUUGCUACUAGCUAUACUUUAUAUAUAUUUCUGAGUAUUGAACUAGUACUUUGCUAAAUAAAUCAUAACGGUCAAUGUCGCUUCCACAAUAUGAAAA
Molecule: messenger RNA, 1848 nt
Organism: Xenia sp. Carnegie-2017
Lineage: Eukaryota; Metazoa; Cnidaria; Anthozoa; Malacalcyonacea; Xeniidae
Exons: 6
Coding region: 1-1338 (445 amino acids)
Biological process (GO): mRNA processing
Molecular function (GO): RNA nuclease activity
Source: RefSeq, a predicted model, not a curated record